ACUCUUAACUCUGAAAGGUCAAAUAGUGUCAAUUUUCUUGAUCUUAGUAAUCAUAUUUCUCGUGCUGAAAAUAAUAAUAAAAAAUCGAAUCAUGAGGUUCUUAAGUGUUAUUAUGACCUUGGAAAGGCUUUAUUAAUACAACUUAGAAUUUAUAGAGAAUCACAUAAUGAAAUUGAAUCCAAAAAAUUAGUUAGUAUUCAAUUCCAUAGUGAUCUAAAAAUUGUAAUACCAUCUUAUGAUGCUUGUAGUAAAAGAAAAAAUAGGAGUAAAAAGAUCUAUAUGCUCUUUAGUUGUUUUAAUAUAAAUAAUACAAAUGAAGAUAAGGGUAGAAAAGCUAUUGAGUGGAUUGAAGGUUUUAGUGCGUCAACUAUUUUAAAUCUAAAAUGGGAUGGUAUUAAAAUUAUAACAGAAUAUAUUACAUUACAACUUAACGCUAGCAAAACUAUAAAUAAUCAUGGUUAUAGAAUUAUUGAUGAUGAAUUAAAUCAUUAG
Racocetra persica is the source of this 492-nucleotide messenger RNA. The record is from the annotation of a GenBank genome assembly. NCBI's taxonomy places the organism in Eukaryota, Fungi, Glomeromycota, Glomeromycetes, Diversisporales, Gigasporaceae.